UUAAGACUGACAACAACCUUGUUGCAGACUACCUAUCAAGAAAAAGGAACUCAAACUGAACCAGAUACAAUGGAAGAGAUACUCAAAGCUAUUACUACACUUUCUGCGAAAGUAGGAAGUAUGGAUAAAGAGCUACAAAAGAUAAGUCAGCAGCAUGACUAUAAAUAUGCGGAGCUACGUCGAUCGGAAGACGCUAAAAAUCCAGAGCUAGAAGGAGACGUUGGGAAACUCCCUAAAACCCAUAACAAUGUUUGUUUAAAUGCAGCUACAGCCAGCACAUCUACAGCAGGACAAUCUACAAGAAAGGAGGAGAAUAAGAUAAAAUAUACAAAUACAAAUUUGAAUAAACUAUUCUCAAAACCAUACACUCCUCAAAAUACCCAAAAAGAUAUAUCUGUUACCCCGCAAACAAAUACUUAUAAAGCCAGCCUAGACUCUCAAAAACAGACAUAUAAUUACAUCACAAGAACAUACAUAGAAAAUAUACACAGAGUACAAACAUUUCUAAACCUAAACCCCAGAGCCAAAGAAACAAAAAACCCAACUGAAGACUAUAUAACCCAAUAUUUACAAGGAUACAAUAAGCUAAUUGCACAACCAGGAACCAACCCAAAUCUAGUAGCAACCUGCUACAACUACGGAUUAUUAAGUACUGUAUAUACAAUAACGGGAGACGAGAUAUCAAAGAUACAGAAAACAGCAGCAACAAAUGAAAGAAAAACAUAA
Molecule: messenger RNA, 726 nt
Organism: Solanum pennellii
Lineage: Eukaryota; Viridiplantae; Streptophyta; Magnoliopsida; Solanales; Solanaceae
Exons: 1
Source: RefSeq, a predicted model, not a curated record